This is a messenger RNA of Priapulus caudatus, 1839 nucleotides long. RefSeq names its product zinc finger protein aebp2-like. The annotation marks the transcript as partial. Lineage: Eukaryota; Metazoa; Priapulida; Priapulimorpha; Priapulimorphida; Priapulidae. The record is from RefSeq and is a predicted model, not a curated record. Gene Ontology annotation, biological process: regulation of transcription by RNA polymerase II. The transcript has 5 exons. Gene Ontology annotation, cellular component: ESC/E(Z) complex.
AUGGCGGCAACUGAGGGAACAGAAGAGGAAAGCUCUAGUGAGAAAAUGGGAGAUAUUGCAGACGGGCAUGGGUUAAAUUUAGCAGCGUUCAUCAAGAACAAUGGACUAAGUCGCGGAUGUCAUUGUGGAGGCCAGAUGUACGGCGCAGACGAGGAAUUGCCAAUGAAACUGACGCGAGCGACAAGACUGAAUGGAACGGCGAGGUUAGGCUUAGGGCAGCAGCAUAAAUCCACCCAUCCAGUGCUGCGUUCGCGUACCUCUAACAACUCGAACGUUUCGGUGCGACGGAAACGAAGGCACUCGUCUUGCCGUGACUGUGACCACGACGAGAGCUUAGACAGCGUUGGCAACUCUUACGGUAGUAGCAGCAGUGGCACUGAUCUCUCCAACAGCAGCGAUGACGUAAGCAUCAUGCCCGACGACUACGCCGACGUUGACGCCCACGCCCCCUACAAACAGUCGCGCAGCCCCGUGUGCGCCGACGCGGGCGCCCCCUACAAACAGUCGCGUGGCGCUGUGGCCGCGGACUCCCGUGGCGCCUACAUCUUGGGGCAAACCCGCGUGCUCCCUCUGGCGCUGGCAGGCAUGGCGGCAACGACGGGGCAGGGGCACGAGGCGCCCGGCGGCAACUGCAUGGGCGCCACCUGCUGCCGCGACAGCAAACCGCUCGAAUCAAAAUCGGAGAAGCCAAAGAAUGGCUUCGCAGAGCCGGGCGGCGUGCUGCGUGGCUUCCUUAAGCCAAAGAGCCACGCGGCGCGGCCGCCGCGCAACGGCGUCGUCACCAAAGACCAGCAGGGGGUGCUGCUCGCCCUCGGCAAGGACAUCGGCCGCAGCUGCCAGGUGGCGCUGCCGCGGUGCGAGCGCGCGGCCGACCGCGCGUCGUCGCCCGAGGAGGCAUCGUCGCCGGUGCCGGACGAGAAGCGGCCGCGCGGCCGGCCUCCCGACUCGCCCGUCGGCUCGGUGGAGACCUCUGGCGGUCGCACGGACGACGUAGGGGGCAGCACGGGGCAGCCGUCGCCGUCACCGAGCGACGAGAUCGCGGUGACGACGACGCUCGAGAGCAUUGACAAGGUCGUCUCCUGGACGGUGUGCAACGAACUCGGCGCGGCCGCCGCGUCGGUGGCGCCCCCCGGCAGCGUGGUGUGCGGCUGGGAGGGUUGCGCGAUGGCGGCGAUGGAGUGCGACGCGCAGCUGAUGGAGCACGUGCACCGCGCGCACGUCGAGCCGCAGCGCGGCAGCGACACGUUCGCCUGCCGCUGGCUCGGCUGCAAGGUGUACGCGCAGCCGUCGUGCUCGCGCUCCUGGCUCGGCCUGCACGUGCGCUCGCACCUCGGCAGCCGACCGUUCAAGUGCAUCGUCGCGGGAUGCGGCCAGCGCUUCACGUCAGAGGUAGCGCUCGAGCGGCACGUGAAUCGGCACUUCGUGCCGGCGCCGGCCGCGAGUCCGCGCACUCUGCGCUCGCGAGACGACACGCCGAGCAAGCUGCUGCGCCGGAAGAAGACGCAGAAGCUGCGGCGACGCAACCGCCAACUGAAAACGGAGGACUACUUCGACUCAUGCAUCAUGGAGCGAUUGCAGAGCCAUCUGGUGGACACCAACGUCACUCACGGCUACGUGGGACAUCAGCUUGGCCGUUCCCUCACAUUCCACGGCAUUGUGAUAUGUCGACGUAGGGAGGCGUCAGGCAAGGUGUUCGCCCUACAGCGCUGGUCUCCCCCUCACAUUCUCCCCGACAGCUGGGUGCCAGAAUCUCAGAUCGCCACGACGAAGACCGUGCCGCUGUGCAAGCUACCUCCCGGCCCGCUCGGCUCCAUGCUGCCGCCGGAGCAGCGCGGCGCC